Molecule: messenger RNA, 2158 nt
Organism: Erigeron canadensis
Lineage: Eukaryota; Viridiplantae; Streptophyta; Magnoliopsida; Asterales; Asteraceae
Product: LEAF RUST 10 DISEASE-RESISTANCE LOCUS RECEPTOR-LIKE PROTEIN KINASE-like 1.1
Exons: 4
Coding region: 54-2048 (664 amino acids)
Biological process (GO): protein phosphorylation
Molecular function (GO): protein kinase activity; ATP binding
Source: RefSeq, a predicted model, not a curated record
AUAGAGUCCCAAGAACACAAGUUAUAUUAACAGGUUUUGUUGGAUAUUCGAAAAUGAAUAUCGUCUACAUCUCCGUUAUUCUCUUUAUUCAACCUCUACUCCUUCACUCUGCUAUGCCAACCUGCCCCGAAAGUUUCAGCUGCCAAAGUUUUUCCCCAUUCAAGUACCCAUUUUACAAUUCCAAUAACACACAAUGUGGGUUAAUCCAAGUCAACUGUACUCCAAAUGGUGGGGAUAUUCAACUUGGAGGACAGUCAUGUACGAUUUUGUACAAGUUGGAUUCUAACUCUUCCUUCUUCAUCUAUAACAAAACAUUUGAAAAUCUUCUGAAAGAAGGAAACUGUAAGGCGCUAACGCAUAAUUUCACUUCUCCAAGCCCUCUUUUGUUUUCAUUUUCAAUAAGUCCCUUCAUCACUAUCUUCAAAUGCCCCAAAAAUCUCAGUGAUGUUCAACAAACAACUGAUGCUUACUUUGACAAAAGUAAUUUCAGCAGUCACAGCAAAUGCGAAGAUCACAAUUAUUUCUACUAUAAGCAUUACAAUAAUAUUUCAGGAGUUCCAAGCAAUCUCCCAGAUACAUGUCAAGUAAUACAGUUGCCUUUGAAACAGAGUUGGCAAUUUGGCCCCGAUGAGAACACGGAUAAAGCAGAGAUAUUCCAUCUUUUUUCUUCUACCUUCUCUAUUUCAUUUCCUCUGUCAGCUACCUGUGAGACGUGUCUAAAAAACGGCAGCCAUUGUCUGAAUAGUAAUGGACAGAUUCAGUGUUUUGACGUCAAAAAGGAAAAACCAAGCAAAGGACAUACAGUGAUUCUAGCUCUGGCUGGAUUUGCCUUCAUUCUCAUGAUCUGUCCGCUCAUCUUCAUAAUCUGGCGAUGUUGUAAAAGCAACCCCUUUUCAUAUUUCUCUUCAAAGCACAAAUCUCCAGUCCUUGAAGACGAUGGUAGUCUCUUCUUAGGCGUCUAUGUUUUCUCAUACAGUGAGCUUGAAGAUGCCACCAAGAAUUUCGACCCUUCUCACGAACUAGGGGAUGGAGGUUUUGGAGCGGUUUAUUAUGGUAAACUCCAAGACGGGCGAGAAGUUGCAGUAAAGAGACUGUAUGAACAUAACUAUAAGCGACUCCAACAAUUCAUGAACGAGGUUAAAAUCGUGACCAAAUUACGUCACCGGAAUCUAGUAUUGCUCUAUGGGUGCACCUCUAGACAAAGCCGUGAACUUCUUCUAGUGUAUGAGUACAUUUCUAAUGGCACUGUCGCAGAUCACCUUCACGGGAAACACAAAAAUCCAAGCCUGCUCAAGUGGCCAAUACGUAUGAGCAUAGCAAUAGAAACAGCCCGUGCAUUAGUGUAUCUUCAUGCCAAUGAAAUUAUACACAGGGACAUAAAGACUAACAACAUUCUUCUUGAUCACAAUUUCUCUGUCAAGGUAGCCGAUUUUGGUCUCUCGAGGCUUGUCCCAAAUAAUGCGACUCAUGUGUCAACAGCUCCUCAAGGAACCCCGGGAUACAUGGAUCCCGAGUAUCACUUGAAUUACCAAUUAACAGAUAAGAGUGACGUUUACAGCUUUGGAGUAGUAUUGAUCGAACUGAUAUCAUCCAUGGUGGCUUUUGAUUUUGAUAGGUCUAGGGAUGAGAUGAUUUUGGCCAAUCUUGCUCUAAACCGGAUCCAGAAGGGUUCAAUUGAUCAGUUAAUCGACCCGGUUUUAGGUUCUGAUUCAGAUGAUGAAAUAAAGAGGAUGAUUACAUCGGUAGCAGAGUUGGCUUUUCAGUGUUUACAGUUUGAUUCAGAAAUGAGGCCUACAAUGAAUGAAGUGUUGAAAGUGUUGAUUGAUAUAAAAACCAAUGGAAGAACAGAUGCCCAUGAGACUACCAUAGAUGCAGAAACCUUGAAACCGCCACCUCUAUCUGAAACGAGCGAUCAGGAGGCUUUGUUGAAAGACUCACUGGCUUCCCCAGUUUCGGUCAUCACCAAUGAAUGGCAAAGUGACGAUAGUGCAUCAACUACCCUAAGCAAUGCAGAUAGAGUGCCGAUAAAGAAUCAUAUUAGUAGAUAAAAUCAUUUUGUAGAUUCAGGAUUAAAGAGUGCUUUUUUUGCCCUAUAUAUAUGCAAGUUUUUUUUUAUAUGGGCAAAGGUAACUUAAAUAGCAGAAAGACGCAUUGUACA